Micropterus dolomieu (smallmouth bass) is the source of this 423-nucleotide messenger RNA. Its product is annotated as perforin-1-like. The transcript has a single exon. The coding region runs from base 1 to 399 and encodes 132 amino acids. NCBI's taxonomy places the organism in Eukaryota, Metazoa, Chordata, Actinopteri, Centrarchiformes, Centrarchidae. The record is from RefSeq and is a predicted model, not a curated record.
AUGUCCUCCAGUCUUCCACUACUCCUGUUGGCCCUGUGCAGUCUGACUGUGGCUGAAGCCCAGCUGAAGGUGUUUAAACUUCGGGCUACCAAUCUUCCCUCUGACUUGUUGGGAAUCACAGAUGGCUAUGUCAAGGUGUUCAGUGGCUCAGCCACUCUGGGUCAGACAUCCAUCCGUAACAACAACGCAAACCCCUGGUGGGAGGAGGAGUUCACCUACUUUAAGGCCCAGCAGAAUGAUGUACUGAGGCUUGAGGUUUAUGACAGUGACGUCAUCUUCGAUGACCAGCUGGGAAUCUGCCAGAGACAAAUCAAGGUGGGAAGCCACGAGCAUGACUGCUACCUGAAGAAAGGCGGGACCCUUCAUUACGCCUAUACCCUUGGUGGAAACAUUCAAUAGGCCUUUAAAGGCAGCCUGUAUUAC